Lonchura striata (white-rumped munia) is the source of this 1101-nucleotide messenger RNA. Lineage: Eukaryota; Metazoa; Chordata; Aves; Passeriformes; Estrildidae. The record is from RefSeq and is a predicted model, not a curated record.
CUGUGGUGCUGCUCUGGGAACACUCCGUCAUGUUUCACAGCCCUGCCUCGGUGGUGGGCUCAACCCCAGCACAUGGACCAUAACUCUCCUGGUGGCACCACUGCAAAAGGAAAUUCCAUCAGGAUCCAAAGAAUGAGACCGAGACAUCACUGCUGGAGAAAUGCAGCUGCCUUCACCACUGCUGCUGCAUUGACCCUCCAUUUGCUGUAAGGGUGCAAAUUCAUCUGUGCCACCUCUGUGCCCUCUUCACCCAGCUGCCCACCAUGCCAGAGCUGGCAGAGCUGAGCAGCCCCCGCACCCCUGCAGACGCAGACCACAUCCAGAGGAAUAUCUUGGAAGAGCACGUGGAGCUCUGGUGGUUCCAGGACCCCAAAAAGUCCAUCCUGUGCUAUGGGAUGGCCGUGGUGCUGAUUCUGGCCUGUGGGAUUGGGGGCAUCAUCCUGCUGUACAGCACUAGCAGCCGCUCUGGAGAGUGGCGGCUCGCCGUGGGCACCACACUCUGCCUCCUGGCCCUGCUCGUGCUGCUGAAGCAGCUGCUGAGCUCUGCAAUCCAGGACAUGAACUGCAUCCGCAGCCGGGAUCAGAUCGAGCUCCUGAAGAGCGGAGGCUUCUCGGACUGCCUGGUGCUGCUGCUGAGCGCCCUGGUGCUGCUGGUCUGCGGGGUGGUGCUCACCAUCCUCUCCACCACCACCACCAUGCAGCUCAGCCCCGCACGGCCGCUGGCCAGCAUGUUCACCAGCGGGGUCAUCCUCCUGACUGCUGGCAGUGCCAUCCUCCUCUGCCUGCUGCUAUACCUGCUGUGCACCUCCUGCCGCCGGGCAGCUCCGCGGAGCCUGGAGACCGGCGAGAUCCGCAUCUUCACCAUCUCCGGCCGCCUCGCUGGAAACAGGCGGCUUCCCCCCACCUCCAGCAUGGCCAACCUGAUCUGACCCAGGACGCCUCUGUGUGAGCCUCAGUGGAUACAGCCAUCAGAGAUGGCCUUUCCCCAGGGAAGGGCGAGAGCUGCAGUGUGCCCAGUGUUCCUGUUGGAGAUGACUGGCAUUUGCUUUGCCUCAGGCUGGUGGCACAGCACAGACUCAGGGCACCUGGAUGGGCUCUGAC